GCCCGGACCAGUCGCGAGCCGAGCGCGCGGAGCUGCAGCGUCGGGCUGAGUCCCCAGGGAAGCGUCGUGGCCCCGGAGGGGGCCGUCCAGCGCAGGACCCUCCAACUGCCGCCCCUCCCCCUCGGGGGUCCCGAGCUCGCGGAUGGGAGGCACGGCUCGCGGGCCAGGGAGGAAGGAUGCGGGGCCGCCCGGGGCCGGGCUCCCGCCCCAGCAGCGGAGAUUGGGGGAUGGUGUCUAUGAUACCUUCAUGAUGAUAGAUGAAACCAAAUGCCCACCCUGUUCAAAUGUACUCUGCAAUCCUUCUGAGCCAGCUCUACCCAGAAGACUAAAUAUCACCACUGAGCAUUUCACAAGAGAUCAUACUCACCGCUUUCUGCAUGAAGGUGAGAUGAAGGUAGAAGAGCUGUUUCAAGAAUUUGGCAACAGAAGAUCUGAUACUUUUCUGUCAGAUGGCAUCAACGAUGCUGAAAAGUGCUCUCCUGCUGUUUCUCAGGGUAAAAGUUCAGAUAGCUUGCCUACGGUAAAAUCCAGCAGCUCAUGCAAAGGCUCCAAAGUGGUGCCACUGACUCCAGAACAAGCACUGAAGCAGUAUAAGCACCACCUCACUGCUUAUGAGAAGCUUGAAAUCAUCAAUUAUCCAGAAAUUUAUUUCGUGGGUCCAAAUGCCAAGAAAAGACAUGGAGUUGUUGGUGGUCCCAAUAAUGGGGGGUAUGAUGAUGCCGAUGGGGCCUAUAUUCAUGUACCUCGAGACCAUCUAGCUUAUCGCUAUGAAGUAUUGAAAAUUAUUGGCAAGGGGAGUUUUGGGCAGGUAGCCCGAGUAUAUGAUCACAAACUCCGACAGUAUGUGGCCCUGAAGAUGGUGCGCAAUGAGAAGCGCUUCCAUCGCCAGGCAGCCGAGGAGAUCCGGAUUUUGGAGCAUCUUAAAAAACAGGAUAAAACUGGUAGCAUGAACGUUAUCCACAUGCUAGAAAGUUUCACAUUUCGGAACCAUGUUUGCAUGGCUUUUGAAUUACUGAGCAUAGAUCUUUAUGAGCUGAUUAAGAAAAACAAGUUUCAGGGUUUUAGUGUCCAGCUGGUACGCAAGUUUGCUCAAUCCAUCUUGCAAUCCUUGGAUGCUCUCCACAAAAAUAAGAUCAUUCACUGUGACCUGAAGCCAGAAAACAUUCUCCUGAAACACCACGGGCGCAGUGCAACCAAGGUCAUUGACUUUGGGUCUAGCUGUUUUGAGUACCAAAAGCUUUACACAUAUAUCCAGUCUCGGUUCUACAGAGCUCCGGAGAUCAUCUUAGGAAGCCGCUAUAGCACGCCAAUUGACAUAUGGAGUUUUGGCUGUAUCCUUGCAGAACUUUUAACAGGACAGCCUCUCUUCCCGGGAGAGGAUGAAGGAGAUCAGUUGGCCUGUAUAAUGGAGCUCCUAGGGAUGCCACCACCAAAACUUCUCGAGCAAUCCAAACGUGCCAAGUACUUUAUUAAUUCCAAGGGCCUACCUCGCUACUGUUCUGUGACGACUCAGGCAGAUGGGAGGGUUGUGCUUGUGGGGGGUCGCUCACGUAGGGGUAAAAAGCGAGGUCCCCCGGGCAGCAAAGACUGGGUAACUGCCCUGAAAGGGUGUGAUGACUACUUGUUUAUAGAGUUUUUGAAAAAGUGUCUUCACUGGGACCCCUCUGCCCGCCUGACCCCAGCUCAAGCAUUAAGACACCCUUGGAUUAGCAAGUCUGCACCCAGGUCUCUCACCAUUGACAAAGUGUCAGGGAAACGGCUGGUAAAUCCUGCAAAUGGUUUCCAGGGACUGGGUUCCAAGCUGCCUCCAGUUGUUGGAAUAGCCAGUAAGCUUAAAGCUAACUUAAUGUCAGAAACCAAUGGUGGUAUACCUCUGUGCAGUGUAUUGCCAAAACUGAUUAGCUAAUGGACAGCAGUGUGCUCAGAGUUGCAUACGUAUGUAUUUUUAAUUAUCUUGCAGACCUGAAGUGGGAAAAACUACAGGCUCAUUGGUGGAUAUGUUUUUGUUAGACUAGACUUCUUUUUUAACAAUGCAAAACAUUUUUAUAUGAACGAAAGAACUCUUCAAGGGCUAAUUACCUAAACAGCUUGUAUUGGCCAUCCUGGAAUAUACAUUAAAUGGCUUUUUAUAGGUCAA
This is a messenger RNA of Talpa occidentalis (Iberian mole), 2137 nucleotides long. RefSeq names its product dual specificity tyrosine phosphorylation regulated kinase 3 (gene DYRK3). Gene Ontology annotation, biological process: positive regulation of cell cycle G2/M phase transition; peptidyl-threonine phosphorylation; peptidyl-serine phosphorylation. Bases 143 to 1906 code for a protein of 587 amino acids. Gene Ontology annotation, molecular function: protein serine/threonine kinase activity; protein serine/threonine/tyrosine kinase activity; ATP binding. The transcript has 3 exons. The record is from RefSeq and is a predicted model, not a curated record. Gene Ontology annotation, cellular component: nucleus. Lineage: Eukaryota; Metazoa; Chordata; Mammalia; Eulipotyphla; Talpidae.